Messenger RNA from Ogataea polymorpha, 594 nucleotides. RefSeq lists its product as uncharacterized. Bases 1 to 594 code for a protein of 197 amino acids. NCBI's taxonomy places the organism in Eukaryota, Fungi, Ascomycota, Pichiomycetes, Pichiales, Pichiaceae. Gene Ontology annotation, molecular function: hydrolase activity, acting on carbon-nitrogen (but not peptide) bonds. The transcript has a single exon. The record is from RefSeq and is a predicted model, not a curated record.
AUGAUGGGUGGUGGCGGUGUUCCAUCUCUAACAGACAAACUUACAAAUAUGCAGUACACUGAAGAAGAGAGUCGUGCCAUUGGGAAAGUGACCGAGUCUUACGAUACGUUUGUUACUACACAUGCAUAUACCAGUCGCUCAAUUCGGACUUGCGUCGAGAAUGGCAUCAAAGGAAUUGAGCACGCUAACUUGAUGGAUGAGGAUACUGCACGUCUUGUACCGGAAAAAGCUGUCUACGUGGCACCCACGCUAAUCACGUACAAAGUAAUGAGCUCAGACCAGUUUUCUAGCUUUGUUAGCCUAGGUUCUCAGCAAAAGAAUAUGGCUAUCCUGGAAACAAGGCUCUCUUUCCUAAGUAUGGCCAAAAAACACAACGUCAAGCUGCGUUAUGGUUCAGACUUCCUUGGUGGACCCACUGGUUACCAAACUUCAGACUUCACUCUGAGGGCUCAGGUGUUAUCGGCUGCAGACAUUUUGAGGUCAGCCAAUAUAACACUGGCGGAAGCGCUUGACGUGCACAAUGUUAUUGGCCAGAUAAAGAAGGGCUUUUACUCCGACUUUCUCGUACUUGAAAGCAACCCCUGGAAGAUAUAG